AUGGACACUCGUGGUCAUUUGUGUAAUGGCGAUUGUCUUGUACAGGUGGAACUGUCACUGGCACCGGCCAACGGACAGCCUCUGGCGCUGGACAUAGCGAAGAGCUCUGAAGAUUUUGACCGGAUCUGGUUCCGCCUUGUGGCCCAGCCUGGCGAGGAGGUGUACGGAGGCGGAGAGCAGUUCUCUUACUUCAACCUGCGGCACAGGGACGCCAAGGGAGAGAAUGUCUUCCCGAUCUGGACACGGGAACAAGAUGCUGGAGAGAUACCAGUACGCCAAGCAGCACCAGAUACCCGUGAGCGGCCUGUGGAUCCAAGACUGGUCCGGCAAACAGUCAACGCCCUUCGGCACCAGGGUCAACUGGAACUGGAAGUGGGACCCCAACUGGUACCCCGGACUUGACCAGGUCAUCAAGAACUUGACCACAGAGGGCGUGAGGGUUCUGGGUUACAUAAACCCCAACCUGGAUCACAGAGGAGAUCUUUUCAAAGAGGCGGCGUCUCGUGACUUCCUGGUGAAGAACAGCACCGGCGGCAUCUACUACACCACCAGCCUGUCUUUUAUUCUCGGCACGGUGGACUUUACAAACCCACAGGCCUACGACUGGUAUAAGAACGGUAACCAGCCACAGUACAACGUCCAAUGGUACAGCAGUGAGGCAGUCGUCGUCCCCUACUCACGACUUGCUAGAAUAUUCGCGGCACUCAAGGAUUACAGGUGUCACGUGGGUGCAUGUGUGGUCCGGCAAGAGCUACACAGGAGGUCAGACUGUCACAGUGCCAGCCCCCCUCGGUGACCCACCCGUAUUCUACAAGUCAGACUCCAAGUUCAAGGACACUUUCGAACAACUUAGAGGCAUUACUGAACUGUCUACUUCCGGCACAGAUGGGGAAAUCAUUGGUUGAUCUGACCAUUGACCAGCUUCGCAUUCUUUAGUUAACUUUCCUGUUACAAGUACAAGGAAACACUGGAUCAAUAGAAAGUGUUUUGAUGACGUGCUUCGUUUUAUAUUAGGAAUAUUGACAUCUGUCUUUGAGAAAUCCGUUUAGUUUCUUUCACAGUAUUAUCGAGGGAAAUCUUCCAUUGCAAUGCGUGGAAGAUACAUUGUAUCUUAUUCGUGUGUAUUAUCAAUGUGUUGGGCAGCGAUACGGCCUUUUCCCCUUGACUGAUUCCUUUUAAAUGUUUAAUUAAUGAGCCAGAUAUUGGGUCUAGAUCUAUAUGUCGAAAUAAUGUUAUGCAUGUUGCAGUUGUGUUGUUGUUUUGUAAAUGAGAAAUAAAUGAAAAAACAAAAC
Messenger RNA from Aplysia californica (California sea hare), 1292 nucleotides. Its product is annotated as sulfoquinovosidase. NCBI's taxonomy places the organism in Eukaryota, Metazoa, Mollusca, Gastropoda, Aplysiida, Aplysiidae. Gene Ontology annotation, molecular function: hydrolase activity, hydrolyzing O-glycosyl compounds; carbohydrate binding. Gene Ontology annotation, biological process: carbohydrate metabolic process. The record is from RefSeq and is a predicted model, not a curated record.